Molecule: messenger RNA, 2710 nt
Organism: Apus apus (common swift)
Lineage: Eukaryota; Metazoa; Chordata; Aves; Apodiformes; Apodidae
Gene: SAPCD2
Product: suppressor APC domain containing 2
Exons: 6
Source: RefSeq, a predicted model, not a curated record
AUGGGCAGCGCCACCGGCCGCCGCCAGCCAAUAGAAGCGAGGGAGUAGCCGCCGCCAGCCAAUAGGCGCGCGGGGGCGGGAGCGGCGAGUAACGCUCUGGAGCGGCGGCCGGUGAUGGCUCCCGAGCGCGGCGACCGGUCGCUGCCCGCCGGUACCGACGGUCUCCCUCGGGCGUUCCUGCAGAGCCUGCGGACGCUUUUCGAUAUCCUGGAUGACCGGCGGCGUGGUUACGUGCACCUGCGGGAGAUCGAGUCCCGCUGGCGCGGGGCGGAAGCCCGGGAGCUGCCCGCCGGGGUGAUGGAGGGUUUGCGGCGGGCGGCCCCGGCCAGCGGGUACCUCACCUUCGAGCGGUUCGUGCUGGGGCUGCGCGCUGCCCUGCCUGCCUCUGAGCCCCCGCCCGAGAGCGGCGGCGGCGGGCGGCGGAGCGCGGAGAAGCCGCCGAGCCCGCGCUGUGCUGAGGAGCGACGGGGGAAGAGCACCGGGCAGCGGGAACCGGGACACGGGCAGCCCCGGGGCCGAGGUAGUGAUGCUAAGGCUGCUGGGCAGUCCCAGACAGAUGGCUGCCAUCCAGGGACUGAGGACACUCGGAGGCAUCAGAGGGGACGUGCAGAACACCGUAGACACACCAUCACCAAUGGCAUGGACUUCAGCAUGCUGAAGCACAUGAAAGAGCUGGAACAGGAGAAGGAUUUCCUGCUGCAGGGUCUGGAGCUCAUAGAGCAUGCCCGGGAGUGGUACCAACAGCACAUCCAGUUCAUGCAGGAGCGCCAGAGGCUCCUGGGGAGAAACAAAACCAGUGCUGAAUUCCUCUCUGAGGGUGGCCAGAGCCACCUGGAGCGCCUGGUCCCCAAGCUGCAGGAGGUGAACCGCUGCCUGGGUGACCUCCUUUCCACCGCCAGCAAGCCGGUGACCCCCUCCUCAGCUGUGAGCAGGCUGGUCCCCAUGGUGUCCCCAGCCUCAGCAGGCUCCCAGCAAGCCAUCAACAUGCUGAAGGAGCAAAACCGGCUUCUCACCAAGGAGGUGACCGACAAGAGCGAACGCAUCACCCAGUUGGAGCAAGAGAAAUCUGCCCUGAUCAAGCAGCUCUUUGAGGCUCGUGCCCGCAAUAACCAUGAAACAAGCCAGCUGGACUCCACCUUCAUCUAGUGUCCAUCACCCCGCUCCCCAUCCUCCACCUUCCCUGGGGGUUUUGUGGGACUCUUGCCCAAAACCCACCGCACUCAUUGCUCCAGGUGCCAUAUCUCAAGGUCUGGAGCUGCUGGUUGCAUCUCAGCAGGAGGAAGCUGGGAAGGCAGUUCCCCACCCAGGGAGCACCCUCACUGCUCUGCUGCUGCACUCUCCAGCCCUGCUGCUGUCAAGCUGCUCCUUUUCUGUCUCUGGAUGGACUGCAGGGACUGUGUCCCCAGUCCUGUGUCCCCAGCAUUCUGGGGGAAGCGGCUGCUGCCCGUGCUGCCCGCACAGGGGGAGCUGAGGUUUGGCUUCUCUCAGAAAAAGAUGAUGGCUCUUCAGUACUCCAGCUAGCAUCUCUAGGCUGUUGAAGGGUGGCCUGUCUCCUGCUUUCCUGUUUGUCAGAGGACGAGAUUGAAGAUCCAAUGGGACAUGCCUGGCUCCUCUCUGCUGCCUGACUUGUGCCUGCUACAACACUACACAGGGCCAGAGCUGUGCCCAAGCUGGUGCUCCUGGUGUAACUCUAUCCAGUUUGCAGUAGUGAUGCCAUAGUGGCUGUUUACACAUCUGUAGGCUCCUAGAGUUAAUGAGCCAGAGACCCAAACGAGGUAGCCUGAACCUCUGAGCUGCUGUUCCAGGCUCCCUGCAGAUCAAGGCAGACACCUCGACAUCACUGUGUUUGGCUUGACCUAUCAAAGAUCUCCUUCUGACUGCCAGGCUUAGAAUUCUUUUAUGUAUUUAGCUGAACCUGGGUGAUGGAGUGGAGGCUGAUAGUCCCUUCCUUUGCACAUCUCCAAGUGGAGAAACAGCAGCUUUGCCUCUCCAGGUGGUGUGUGCUGGCUCCCCUUCCAGGUCUCUGUGAAGGGUGGUGGUCUGAGCAUGGGUCCUGUUAGUCCGAUGCAUCUCAGGAUGCCUCCUCCUUCCCACCCAACUCAAUGAUGAUGCUUGAGCUGAACAAUGUCUUCCAUGUAGCUUGGUACUUGGUAUUUAUGGUACUUUCAUAGGAGAUCCUUGUGAAUCCCCAUGUAGCACAGGCCUGUCCUUCUGUAGUUCCAAGACCAGGACCUUUCUCUCUGGGAUUGUUUUAUGAUCUGAGUCUUGGCACGCUGUUACAUGAUGCACUGAGUUGGGUAGAAGCUGCUGGACCUGCCCUGGGCUUGGCACCAUGCAGAUCAAUUCCCUUCUCGCUCCUGUUUUUAUCUGUCCAGUGCUGUCUGUCCCAUCCAGCUCCUCAAUUUGAGGUUGAUAAUGACCUGAAACUCACUGCAAGGCAUGAAUCUCUGCUCUUCACUCAUGCCUGCUGCCCCGUGCCAGAGUGGGAACCAGCAAAGUGCAAGGCAGAGGCUAAGAGCAAGGCCAUGACUGGUCAUGUCCCCUCUCUGCAGGAGUAGGGUGUUAGUUGUCCCCUGGGCAUCAGUGUUUGCCAUCACAUGAUGCCACCUCUGGUGCCUGUGUUGCCUGAGAUUUAGUUAAAAGUGGCUCUCUUUAUGAGGGGGGUCACCUGUCUGUAGGGAUAAUAAAGUGAGGUGAGCUAUUUAAUUUA